AUGCAGAAAGUGGAACAACAGCACCCAUUAUGGGGGCCUUCUAAUGCGGCAGCGUCUCCAGGCCAAGUGUUCACGCUGGCCGCCAUGGGUUUCAGCAGGCCUCCCACCGUACUGCCUGAUGAAGAGUCCCCUACGACCAAUCCUGUGACUCGAGUGGAUAGCUCGACGGUGGCGGCCAGGAGCCAAAAAAUUGACGACCUGGCAAAGUGA
Eimeria tenella is the source of this 210-nucleotide messenger RNA. RefSeq lists its product as uncharacterized. The record is from RefSeq and is a predicted model, not a curated record. The coding region runs from base 1 to 210 and encodes 69 amino acids. The transcript has a single exon. Lineage: Eukaryota; Apicomplexa; Conoidasida; Eucoccidiorida; Eimeriidae.